AUGUGCACACAGGGAGCACAAUAUGUCUUCUCAUUUUUACCGCUGGUUUGCGGGACCAAUGAAUUGGAGAUAAAGACAACUCAUAGUCGACCCGUAGGAGAGGUGGCGGACGACGUGGACGCACGGCAUGAGCGGCACCGGGAGUCCAAUAGUCAUAUAAAGUUAAUGGUCUGCGCCUAUGAAAUACAACUGAUUGCCAAUCACACCGAUAAUGAUGGCGCCGGUAGUGAUGGCUUUAUCCAACACUACCCUAACGUUACGGACAGUGACUGCGGAGUGGGUCGGGAGUCGAUGCUUAUGGAUAACCAGUGCUUUAAAUAUCACAAAACACAUGCUUCGAGUCCUAUAAUGAACGGGAGGAACGCCACCGCCGGGGAAAUGCCUUUUACGGCUUUAAUUGUAUCAUUUUCGACAAACAUCACCACUAAUAUUACCUGCAAUUCAACGGACUAUAUCUGUCCGCAUACGACCAAAGCAUUUGUCGGCCUUAAAGGUCUCAAUGAUUUCCCAAACCCUAAUAACCCGAAUGCUCCCCGAAUACCCGGGUAUGAUGUGGUCGACAUUCACAUCUUCCCACUUUUUAAACCCGGUCUUUUUUACCACGACAUCGCUCUCAUUCGUGUCCAACCGGACAUCGCAUUCACGGAUCGGCUCGCAGUCAACACCGUAUGUCUACCGAAGCCCGGAGUGGAGAACUCGGACUCCGAAUACGCUCUAAUCAGCGGUUGGGGCGUAACAGACACUAACGGUUCAAUCGAUGAAAUAAUGUUUGGCAGACCCAUGGCUUGGGUUAAAAUAUUGGCCCCAAAUGCAGCCAUUUGUAAGGGCGAUUCCGGGGGACCAUUAGUGCAGUACGUGUCGGGCGAUUCCGGGGGACCAUUAGUGCAGUACGUGUCGGGUCGGGCCGUACUCAUUGGCGUAGCGAAAGGAAUCGUCUCAAUGGAUAACUCAACGGAUGCCCAACAACUCAUUUGCGCGAAAGCGGACCAAAAGGUGUUUAUGGGAGCACAAUAUGUCUUCUCAUUCUUACCGCUGGUUUGCGGGACCAAUGAAUUGGUGAUAAAGACAACCCAUAGUCGACCCGUAGGAGAGGUGGCGGAAGACGUGGACGCACGGCAUGAGCGGCACCGGGAGUCCAAUAGUCAUAUAAAGUUAAUGGUCUGCGCCUAUGAAAUACAAUUGAUUGCCAAUCACACCCAUAAUGACGGCGCCGGUAGUGAUGGCUGUAAUCAUAAUGAAACUAAUUGUGAAUCAAAUUAAUGUUAACUUAUUUUUAGGCCAUUUAUACAAAUAUCUAUAAUACUAUUUAUAUAUUUUUAACAGUG
This is a messenger RNA of Medioppia subpectinata, 1325 nucleotides long. Lineage: Eukaryota; Metazoa; Arthropoda; Arachnida; Sarcoptiformes; Oppiidae. The record is from the annotation of a GenBank genome assembly.